UCUGGAGGAUUCAAGGGAAGAAUUUGAUUUUUUCACGUAUUGAUGAUUUUUCUACUCGACUAAUUUCGAUGAAAUAUUGACUGCCGCAACCUGCCGCUUAAUUGUGCCUGAGUUGUUUUUCUAAACAAAAGAGUCUACUUGAGAUAUUAUAGAGAGACAUCGACUGCAAGAGCACAUCGUGAAUUCGAAGAGGAAAAAUCAUUUCUGAUUUCAUGUUGAUUCGGUGACAAUGGACUCCUUUGGUCCUGUUUAUACAUUGUUCCUCUCAGCAAUUGUCUUAGCUGGACAUUGCGCGCACGCGCGCAACUUCAAGUUCACAAGAGAGCGAAGAUCAGCUCCGUAUAAAGUUGAAGUCACCACAGGUGUGCAGGAAGGAGCGGGAACUGAUGCAAAUGUGUACUUAACUGUUUACGGUAGCAAUGGAGAGACUUUGGAAAAGAAGCUGAGCAAUACGUUUGAAAAUAACUUUGAAAAAGGAAAAGUCGACGAUUUUCAACUGAAUUUAAUGGACAUCGGUGAGAUAAAGAAGAUAAAAAUAAGGCACGAUAACUUUGGAUUUAUGCCAGCGUGGAACCUGAAAGGGGUCAAAAUCACUGCUCCUCAGGGACAGGUAUAUGUAUUCACAUGUGACUGUGAUUUGAAGCAAGGAGCUCUGUCAAAAGUAUUGCUUCCUUCUGGAGAGGGAUCGAGACAAGGUGCUGUGGUUGGUGGUUUUAAUGGAAUUUUUAAGGACUCUUCUCACUGCUGGCCGUUUAAUGAGGCUCAGGGCGACUCAUCUCCUGAUUUAGUAGGAAACUUUCCAGCUCAGCUGAAGGAUGAGGCUAGAAUAGUAGAUUCUGUGGCAAGGGGAAAGGUAGCCUCUACUCUUGAACAAAACAGUUGGAUUGAUCUGGGAAACUUUAAGGGAAGAUGCAUUAGUGACCCAUCUCUGUGUGCUAAUGGAGUAACCAUGAUUUUCUGGGCAAGAAUCGAACCAGCAGCCCUCCUAAACAAUCAACAGCUUCCGAAGUACGUAUUAUCCAGUGGGGGAUCAGAUCACAGAUCCCGAGGAUUUUCUUUUUUCCAUCAGAACAAUCAGUUUGUACUAAGAGUGUCAGCGGCUGAAAAGGAAUGGAGAAUUGAGAUACCACAAGGACAAAUACUGCUAAAUUCUUGGUUUUCAUUCGCAUUUACCUGGAAAAGAGAGGAGGGACUAAAGUAUUACAUCAACGGGAAAGAGGCUGGUAUAAAACAGAUGAGUGAAAGCUUUGGUCAGAUAAGAGGAGACGAAUUCAACGACUUUAGGAUAAGCAAACCCAACCAUAACAAUCUAGUGCAGGAGAUGUUACCUAUGAAGUUUGACCAGUUUGCUACUUGGAACAGAAUUUUGCCACCAGAGGAGAUUAACCAGGCCUUUAACCAGGGUGGUGGACUACCUGAAAAAGAAGGACAAGCCAACCCUCAAGCUUGUAAGCCGAACCCUUGCCAGAAUGGAGGAACGUGCAAGACCGAUGCUGACUCUCCUCAAGGCUAUCGCUGCAUUUGUACUCCACAAUACGCAGGAGUUAAGUGCGAAAUCAAGGAGGAUCAAAAGCCACCGACGAUUCAGGCAGGUACCACUACUGCAUCUAGCACUGGUACUGCUUCUAGCGGGACGUCUUCCACUGUACGCCCUACCAGUAGUACUUCUACCGUUGGAUCAUCUGGAGGAACCACCCGUAAGGCAGGCACCUCUGGAAAACCUACAAGCAGUUCUUCUACUGGUGGCGUUUCUCUCACCAAAUCAUCUGCGGGAAGCACUCGGAAAGCAGGCACCCAAAGAAAACCUACAAGCCCUUUUUCUACCAGUGGUACUGCUAGCACUGGAACAUCGGGGGGAACCACACGCAAAGCAGGCAGCACUGCCAAACCUACAAGCGGUACAUCUACCAGUGGCACUUCUACCACCGGAGCAUCAGGGAGAACUACCCGCAAAGCUGGCAGCACUGCAAAAUCUACAAGUGGUACGUCUUCCAGUGGUACUUCUAACACUGGAGCAACCACUACCGCAACACCCACCAUUUCAUCCGCUACCCCAACAGGUACCACAGGCCCAUCUGCUGGAAGUGGAUCUACAACAGGUAAACCAACUUCAUCUUCCACGUCUAAGGCUUCAUCUGGUGCCACAGGCACACCAUCUGGAACUGCACCGACUACAGACAUUACAACAGCCCGUCCAACAACAGCUCGUCCAACGACAGCUCCUGCAACAACAGCUCCUCCAACAACAGCUUCUCCGACUGGAACACAAAGUCCACCACCAGAUAUAGAGCAACUAGAAAAGGAUGUAGAGAAGCUUGUCAACGUCUUCCGAAAUCUCCACCAAGCCUCAGAUGUGUCUGAUACUCAGGAACUGAACCAACUAGCUCGCGAAUGGGCGGGAAAUCUCGCAGCUACUGGCGAAGAAAAGAUUGAUCCUGACUCGGAAUUUGGACAACUAGUGUGCAGUCAUCAUGCAGAAGGUGAUAUUGCUAAGGCAUGCGCGGUCAAGUGGUAUAGUGCCAUCAGGUUCUUUGACUGGGCGGAUCCUAAGCUGACUGUAAAGACGUCUCCAUUUACACAGCUAGUAUGGCAAAGUACCACGAGCAUUGGAGUUGGUAUCGCUAAAGCUAAGGAUAAUGUUAAGAGAGUGGAUGUCCCAGGCAAAUAUUUUAUCGCGGUGUUUUUAAGUCCUGCACAGAGUGAUGACAAGGUUAAAGAAAACGUUCUUCCUGCGGCUGGAAUCUCUACACCUUCACCAAAUGCUGCUUGUCCAGAGGGAUACUUUAAAAUACCCAUGGGCGUUACACGAUCAUGUUUCACUGUCCGUAACACACCAGUGACCUGGGAUGACGCUCUACUCGGUUGUGCCCUUGAUAACGGUACGCUGGCUUCACUUGAGAGCAGAGAGGAAGCUGACCUGAUUGUUAGCUUAAUUGCGAAAGCCAACCUAACGGAAGCUUGGAUCGGACUCCAUGAUCGUGCAACCGAGGGCCGUUACGUUUGGGUCUCAGGAUCUCAAAUUCCAUUCUCCGAGUGGCUACCAGGUGAGCCUGAUGGAGAGGAAGGACAGAGCUGUAUCGUGCAAGCCAAAGGGGAAUACGGAUCUGGAUGGGCCGACCGACAAUGUUCCGACAGAAAGGCUUUUGUCUGUGAGGUACCCGCGCCUGGUCAUACCUUUUACAAGUUCACGUUUAACCUGACAGAACCACAAAGCCAGUCGUCCCAGUACCCCUCGUAUUCUCAAUAUUCUCAGUCCUAUUAUCCCGGAUCAUAUUACCCAACCACGUGCGCGCCUGUCGUUCAGAAUGUGAAUGACAUUCUCAGGGAUACGAUCGCUCGUUACUUCCAAGCAAAGAACCUUUCAGUCCAGCCAAUUGUAAACACAAUCAGGUGCUUGCCAGAUGGCAAAUCAAUUGUUGAGGUUAUCUUGAGGCUUGGUCCAGAGGCAAGUCCUGAUGCGAUUGAUUCACUCAAGACCAGCAUUCAUGAGAAUGAUGGAGAACUGGAACUCCAAAAUGGAGCAUCUGCUAAACUUAUCAAUGUAACGGUUCUCCUGCCAGGCGCGUCACUUUGCCCAAACCAGUGCAUGAGCAGCACUUGUCAGCCAGGUUGUGACCCGACUUGCUGCGCCCAGGCUCCAGCUCCAGCAGCAGCAGCAGCAGUGGGAGUAGCAGCAGGAGCAGCAGCCGUACCGUAUCCAUCACCAGCGUCUUACCAACCUGAACCAGUCUACCCCCAAAAUAACCCGUGGCAGUGUCCAAUUGCCUGCACCAAUAAUGUCAACUACUGCCCACCUUACUGCUCGCCACGUUGUUGUAAUAAAAGACGAUCGCGAGUGAGGAUACACAAGUUUUAACCCCUUUAACUCCUUUUUCCGGUGUUAAACAUUAUUUUUAGCUUUUAAAGGUUUUAUUCUAAAAUAGCUCUUGACCCUACUGUGGCUUGUUAUGAAUGGUUUGAUGACUGAAUGAGGAUAUCUAGCGUAGUUGAGAUUGCUUUUUCUGCAAAAUACACCUAAAUAAAAAAGAUAAAGUAGAGCUGAGUUAGUUUCGAUAAUAGUAUUAAAUGUACAUUAGUCAGGAUUUAACGAUAAGGCAAGCAAAAUUGGUAGGGUCCUCCUUGGCACAGACAAGUAUUUAAUACGCUUUCCAGUUUAACGUGCCGAUUUAUAUAAUUUAAAGAGGACGAUAAAAACGAUGAAUUACGAAAACAGUAAUAGUUAUAAGAAGGAAUACGUUUUGAGACUCUAGCAUCAGCGAUUGAUGUCUGUUGGAUAUUUACACUUGUUUAUAAGGUUAAAAUAAAGAAGCUUGCGCUUAUAAAUUGUAUCUUGAUUUGUUAAAAAGAAUAGUCACAAGAUUGUAAAUACAGCACACUCGAAACCACACUAUGUGAACUGAAAACCGCAAACAUUUUCUUCGCAUCCGAUACUGAAAACCCGGAACUUCCUCUCAGAAGCAGUGUGUAUUUAAGCAAACAUAAAGUAUCUCUGAUAUUCCUUGAAGAUUUAUUAUGAAAUCAGUGACGGAUGGCUUGUACGUGGUUUAAUUAAAUACACUUUCCACUUUGUCUAAAGGAAAACGUUUGCUCUUCAACGUCUCGUUGUAAGAUUCCAGCUAACUUGCAAAGACCUGUGAAAAAUUUGGCAAAGAUAAAAGAUUUUCUGAGGGUUACUGAGAUUUUAGAAUCACUGAAGAGGCUCGUUUUUCUGGGGACCAAAUUUCAACUGCUUCAAAUUUCCAAUGCAUGGUGGUUUUCUCUGUGGAGAAAUAAACACAGUUAAGCUCUACAAUUCUUAUUUAAAACAAUCAUAUUUCGUGAUCGUACAAGUCGAAAACGCGUGGUUUAAUUUAUAUUUGCCACGUGGGUUAUUCAGAUUUAGUAAAAACCUGCCAUCAGGUUGAAUGACUUAUAGAAGCCAAUAUUACUAUUUUCCAUAAAUUACAAUUAUUUUCAGGCCCAGAGUUCCGGUUUCUACUCGUAGAUAAAACCGCGCCUUUCGUUGACUUUUCGUUUUGAAAAUCUUCCCUUGACAUCCCUUUGUUAUUCGAAUGAAUUCAUGCGAACUCUUUGUACUUUUGGAGCAGGUGUUUUGGACACGCAUGUUUCCCUUUCGUUCUAUUUCUUGUCGCCUUGUCGUCAUUUUUCGCAUCUCUCGUAUUCUUAGAGUUUAAAUCGCCUUGAACAGUUUCCAGCUCUGUCUUCAAACGUUCCAUACGAGAUCUAAGUUCAUCGACUUGCGUCUUGAAAUCCGAUUUCACAACUCUAAUUCUCGACUCUAGACUGGUUAACCUUUCCUGAAUCUGUGUGGUAGUGUUAAAACAUUUCAAUGGCCUUCCUUGACCCACAUCCCGUAUCUUUCUAGUGUCAUCUUUGCUUGAGUCCAUUCUUGUUUCGUUUACCAUUGCCAAGUAGAAAUUGAUACCAUUUACAAAUAUACAAAUAAGUCAGGGUAAAAUGUUGCCGUGGAGCGCUAUAGGAAAAAAUGCAAAUGA
Stylophora pistillata is the source of this 5495-nucleotide messenger RNA. RefSeq lists its product as uncharacterized. The record is from RefSeq and is a predicted model, not a curated record. Gene Ontology annotation, molecular function: protein binding. NCBI's taxonomy places the organism in Eukaryota, Metazoa, Cnidaria, Anthozoa, Scleractinia, Pocilloporidae.